Messenger RNA from Hypomesus transpacificus, 7648 nucleotides. It is a transcript of the gene lrrc7, whose product is annotated as leucine rich repeat containing 7. Gene Ontology annotation, biological process: neurotransmitter receptor transport, endosome to postsynaptic membrane; neurotransmitter receptor transport postsynaptic membrane to endosome. The coding region runs from base 565 to 5844 and encodes 1759 amino acids. Gene Ontology annotation, cellular component: postsynaptic membrane; adherens junction; postsynaptic density. The record is from RefSeq and is a predicted model, not a curated record. Gene Ontology annotation, molecular function: protein binding. Lineage: Eukaryota; Metazoa; Chordata; Actinopteri; Osmeriformes; Osmeridae. The transcript has 28 exons.
ACUCCCUUGAUUACAUUCGUGAGGAAUCCGUUUUCCGCACCGGGAAGGACGUUAAAUUGCACAUCGAAGGAAAACAAUGCAAUACAAUAACUCAAGGUGCAAUGCAACAAGAUAGGUUACCUGGUAUCUCUCUAAAGCAUUACCGAACAGCCGCUUUGUGAUCGCAACAUAAUUCUUUUCUUUUUUUCUUGCGCGCAUCUCAGUAACCGGACUUGACAGCGCCUUGAAUAUUUAGUCAUGAACUUGAAGCCCCGGAUACAGGCUCGCUAAGCAAUGGUGUGGAGUUCGUAUAGUUUACACUGACACCGACAGCAUCUUCGGUAAUACCGUGUAGUAGGGUUUUACCGUACGACUUUUAAUCUUUGAUCUGGCCUUGGUCGUCAGCAAGAGGCUGCUCGGGGAUUCCAUUAUGAUAGGGACCCGUGCAGACGCUGCCUCCGGGAGACAAACCGCGCGCUGCUGUGAUGCUGCUUAAAUCUUCUCCUCCGCGCUCCCCGUUACCGACGGCUCCGGCCCGCGACAGGAAUUACAACCGGACUAAGAUACUUUACAUUGAGCUGCCAAAUGGACAAUUACUCGAGCCUUCAACUGCAGUGUCUGGAGAUGACCACCAAGAGGAAGCUGAUUGGGCGGCUGGUGCCGUGCAGAUGUUUCCGUGGCGAGGAGGAGGUGAUCUCCGUGCUGGACUACUCCCACUGCAGUCUGCAGCAGGUUCCCAAGGAGAUCUUCAGCUUCGAGCGCACCCUGGAGGAGCUCUAUCUGGACGCCAACCAGAUAGAGGAGCUGCCCAAGCAACUGUUUAACUGUCAGGCUUUGAAGAAACUGAGCAUGCCCGACAAUGACCUGUCAAACCUGCCCACCACCAUCGCAAGCCUGGUCAACCUCAAGGAGCUGGACAUCAGUAAAAACGGUAUCCAAGAAUUUCCAGACAACAUCAAGUGUUGUAAAUGCCUGUCUGUGGUGGAGGCCAGUGUCAACCCCAUCGCCAAACUUCCAGAUGGUUUCACCCAGCUCCUCAACCUGACUCAGCUCUUCUUGAACGAUGCCUUCCUCGAGUAUCUUCCUGCUAACUUUGGAAGACUGACCAAACUACGGAUCCUGGAGCUACGAGAGAACCACCUGAAGACAAUGCCAAAGUCCAUCCACAGACUGUCUCAACUGGAACGGCUAGACUUGGGGAGCAACGAGUUUUCAGAGAUGCCAGAGGUCUUGGAGCAGAUUCACAACCUGAAGGAACUGUGGCUGGACAACAACUCUCUCCAGUCCAUACCUGGGUCCCUGGGCAAGCUGAGACAGCUACGCUACCUGGACCUGGCUAAGAACCGGAUCGAGAGUCUGGACACUGACGUCUCAGGCUGCGAGUCUCUGGAAGACCUUCUGCUCUCCUCCAACAUGCUGCAGCACCUUCCGGACUCUAUAGGAAUGUUGAAGAAGCUCACCACUCUCAAAGUGGAUGACAACCAGCUCACCUCACUGCCUAACACCAUCGGGAGUGGACGAGCCAAACUAGGUCUGUCCCUGCUGGAGGAGUUUGACUGCAGCUGUAACGAGCUGGAGUCUUUGCCUCCCACCAUCGGCUACCUGACCAACCUCAGGACCUUCGCUGCUGAUGAGAACUUCCUCACAGAGCUGCCCAGGGAGAUUGGCAACUGCAGGAAUGUGACGGUCAUGUCUCUGCGCUCCAACAAACUGGAGUUCCUGCCCGACGAAAUAGGACAGAUGACCAAGCUGCGAGUCCUCAACCUCAGUGACAACAGGUUAAAGAAUCUACCUUUCACCUUCACCAAACUAAAGGAUCUGGCUGCUUUGUGGCUCUCAGACAAUCAGUCCAAGGCUCUGAUCCCUCUCCAGACCGAGGCUCACCCAGAGACCAAGCAGAGAGUUCUCACCAACUACAUGUUCCCCCAGCAACCACGACACGACGAAGACUACCAGUCGGACACCGACAGCUUCAACCCCACCCUGUGGGAGGAGCAGAGGCAGCAGAGGAUGACGGUGGCCUUCGAGUUCGAGGAGAAGAAGGAGGAGGAGGACAACUCUGGCAAAGUCAAGGUGGAGAUUAACCUGAAGCGCUACCCCACUCCCUACCCUGAGGACCUGAAGAACAUGGUGAAGUCGGUCCAAGGGCUGGUGGGUAAGAGUGGCCACCAGGGCGGCGCCAACACCAACUCCUCCGGAACCAACAUGGAGCAUCUGAGCAAGGAGCAGUACGAGCCCCCUUGGCCUCUGCCCCCUAAAGAGGUUUUGGAAAGAGACAUGCAGGACUUCAAUCAGGCACAGCUAGUGGAGCAGGGAUCCAUCCACAACUCUGCUAUCGACAUCCCCAUGAGGAAAGACAAGGAAGAUCUUACAGAAAGCUCAGAGAUUGCUUUACAUGGCGUGGUCUCCCAGAAUCCUCUGCCAGAGCUCCCACCCGCAGGCUCGGCUCGCUACCGCCUCCUCGACUCCAUGGGAGGCUCCCCCAACGACAUCCGGAUCUCGGACAUGCGGCCCACCCUGGUGGACCCCCCCAUGUACAAGCCCAAGGUGGUGCUCCUGGGCAAGGACAAGAAAGAGUCCACGGACGACUCGGAAGCAGACAAGAUGCAGUGUGUGAACCACAGUGGCUCCUCUGCCACCUACUCUGACUACUCCCCAUCGCAGGGCUCCUCUGGGUCCUCCAACCCUCCCCCCAACACCGCCAUGCACACCCCGGGGAAGGACGGCGGGCCUCAGACACACUGGACCAACAGGCUGGCCCAGUCGUUCCCCAAGCCCCUGGAGACCAAGCCCCUGCUGAGCCAGAGGGAGACCCCUCCGUCCGGCACGCUGCAGCAACGCGGCGAGCGCCGGCCCCUCAGCGACUCGUACGACAGCUGGGGCGAGGUGCCCCACUACGACAACACGGGCUUCGUGUCCGAGGAGGCCCCCCUGGAGCCCCCUGGGGGGGGGAGCGCUGGGAACCCCAUGCUGGGCUCCAAGCCGCGCAGCGCCUCCACGCACGGCCGGCGCCCGCUGAUGAGGCAGGAGCGCAUCGUGGGCGUGCCCCUGGAGCUGGAGCAGACGCCGCACGCCUUCCACAACGCCCGCGCCGCCCCACCCCCCGACAACCAAGUGCCUCCCCCCGCCCCGGCCAACCCCUGGCAGAACUGGACGCGCACCCCCAGCCCCUUCGAGGACCGCACCGCCUUCCCCUCCCGCCUCGACCCCACGCCGUCCUCCAGUCCCCGCCCCGACCGGAAGGACUUUGAGGGGGAACUCGCCGAGAUGCAGGGCCCCUUCCCCUCUGCCGGGAACUGGAGCUAUCUGGAUCCAGCGCAGGGCGGCGGGGGGCGGGGCCGGGGCCAGGGAGGGGGGCGGGGCCAGGGAGGAGCCACCGUAUUCGCCCACGGCCAGCCCAGGAAGGACCCCACCAAGGUCGCCAUGGUGAUGAGCAAGAGCUCGGAGCGCCUGUCUCCCAUGAUGAAGGAGGUGAAGGCCAAGUUCAAGAAGAGCCAGAGCAUCGACGAGAUGGACAUGGGCUCCUACAAGGUCUACAGCAUCCCCAUGGACAGCUACAGCUCCAGCAUCGAGCACCAGGGCAGCGUGGAGCGCUCCGACAUGCCCGGCCAGGGCAUGGGGAUCCUGGGGGAGCAGAGCAUGUCCAGGAGCCAGUCGGCCCCCAUGCUGGACGACGACUUGGACUACGGCGCCUCCAAGGCGGGCCAGCAGAAGCCGGCCGUCCCUAAGAAGGUCUACCAUUUCGACCAGAGCUUCAACCCCCAGGGCCUCCUGGAGAGACGCGCCCCCCCUCCCUUCCCCAACACCCCCGAGUACGCCAACCAACCGGGGAAGACGCUCCCCAAGGAGCUGAUCAGCCCGCGGGGUUACCGCGGCUACCCGCCCCUGGAGAUGUUCUCCUUCGCGCAGCAGUCGCCCGGCAACGAAGACAACCCCCCUCCCCCCCAGCAGCAGCCCCUCCCGUCGCAGCGCUCGCGUCCGGGCUUCCUGCGCCGGGCCGACUCCCUGGUGAGCUCCACGGAGCUGGCGCUGUUCCGCCGCGUCCAGGAAGCCCAGGACCAGGCGGAGCUCUACGCCCGCCAGCUGCCCUUCUCCAGCCUCCACGACCACAACAGCCUGGCGGGCAGCCUCCUGGACGCUCAGCCUCCGUCCCACAAGAGGAACGGCCGCUACGAGGAGGACUACUCCUCCUACCAGGAGCAGAAGAAGCCCAUCAUGGCCUACCCCACCAAGAGCCUGACCCAGCGGCGCCCCCUGUCGGCCCGGAGCUACAGCACGGAGACCUACGGAGCGUCGCAGGCGCGGCCCGUGUCGGCGCGGCCCACCAUGGCGGCGCUGCUGGAGAAGAUGCCCCCGGACUACAACCUGAGCACGUGCACCGAGAAGAGCCCCGAGCCGGCGCCGCGGGCCGGCGUGCCGGCCAAGCCCGAGGACAUCACCUCCAAGAUGCCGGUGGACUGGAGGCAGCAGCUGCUUCGCCACAUCGAGUCCAAGAGGCUGGACCGGAGCGCUGUCCUUAAGCACAACACAGUAAACUUUGGCAUGCUGUGUUCGGGAGGCUAUGCAUCGCAUGCCGGCAGAAGCAUGACUAUAAACUUUUACAAUAACACAAAGCAUGAGAACCAAACCUCUCACUGGCUACCUCUACUCAACAGCCCCUCCCAGCAGGGCGGCAUGCUGGACAACGGCCAGGAGGGGGCGCCGGGCGGCGGCCAGUGGGCGCCCUACUCUCUGGGCCGCAGGGAUGUGCCACCUGAAAUCAUGAAGAAGGCAGGCCACGUCCCCCACCAAUCACAGACCAUGAUAGUGACCUCAGCCUCGGCCACGCCCCCACACCGCUCGGCACGGGAACAGCAGUACGAAGGGGCUAUAAACAAGAUCUCCAUCCAGCAGUACCAGGCAGGCCUGCCCAUGGCCAUAUCCCCUUCAGCCAACCCCCAGUACCAACCUAGCAUGACCAUGGCUAUACACGCCUCUAAUCAGUACCAGACUGGCCCCUCCUCCAACCACCCCCAGUACCAGACUGGACCCUCCUCCAACCAAUACCAGACUGGCUCCUCCUCCAAUCACCCCCAGUACCAGACUGGCCCUUCCUCCAACCAAUACCAGACUGGCCCCUCUUCCAACCAAUACCAGACUGGCUCCUCCUCCAACCACCCCCAGUACCAGACUGGCCCCUCCUCCAAUCAUCCCCAGUACCAGACUGGCCCCUCCUCCAAUCACCACCAAUACCAGACUGGCCCCUCCUCCAACCAAUACCAGACUGGCUCCUCCUCCAACCAAUACCAGACUAGCUCCUCCUCCAACCACCCUCAGUACCAGACUGGUCCCUCCUCCAACCAAUACCAAACUAGCUCCUCCUCCAACCAAUACCAGACUGGCACCUCCUCCAACCAAUACCAGACUGGUCCCUCCUCCAACCAGUACCAGACUGGCUCCUCCUCCAACCACCCCCAGUACCAGACUGGCACCUCCUCCAACCACCCCCAGUACCAGAAGGCCAUCACCACUAACCCUAGACCCCAGAGUGCACGCUGCCUUCUUCAGACCAAAGGACAGAAGAGCAUGGACGGUUUCCAGGAACAGCAGCUGUGUGUGAGGAUAGAGAAGAACCCAGGGCUUGGCUUCAGCAUCUCAGGAGGGCUCAGUGGCCAGGGGAAUCCCUUCAAGCCGUCUGACCUGGGUAUCUUUGUCACUAGGGUACAGCCUGAUGGGCCGGCCUCGUCGAUGCUGCAGCCGGGAGACAAGAUCCUGAAGGCCAAUGGACAUAGUUUUUUACACAUGGAACAUGAAACUGCAGUGUCUCUUCUGAAGAAUUUCCAGAAAACUGUGGACUUGGUAAUCUUGAGAGAGAGCACAAUUUAGAUAUUUUUAUAAAAAAUGACAAAAACGGAUUUUUCUCGCCCUGCGGGUUGCAGAACUGUGUACAGCCCAGUUUUUACUCUAGGAUCACAAACAUUUGCCAUUUGCUGGACCAAUGGCAAAUAUGAGUGCCAAAAGUACGAUAGGAAACAUAUCUGCUUGACUACCCAUGGACGUAGAGCUGCUCUUACGGCCCAGAAUGAAGGUGGGUGCAGGUCUCUUCACACCUUUGAUUUUGCUUAUUUAUAAAGCCUUCUUAUUUUCUUUCCUUUUUUUAACUUUUCAGUUUUAGCUUUUCGUUUUCCUCUCUGAGCAUUAAAGCACACUAGUGGUUCAGAAGCUCCACCCCCCUCAGCACUGUCUAGCCUUGUGUACAUACAACACCUCCACACAUAGCAAGUGCACUGGAGCGGACCAGGAGGGACUAAUGGAGGACUAGCAUCAAUAUUGAACACAGGUUUGAGCUAUGGCUUCCACCAGCUCACAGACCUUUUCUACCAAAAGGAAGAUUCUGAAGAUUCUUUUUUUUCCUCAGAUAAUAGAUCUUACCACCAUAUAUUUUAUGUUGUAAAAAAACUGUUUACCUAUAUACCCAAUGAGUCACUGCAGUCUGUGUGCUAUAUUUUUGACAUUUAUUUAGUAACGUGUUUGUGCCAACUGGAAAGAGCUAAAGCAAUAUCUCACAGAGUAUUUUGGAAAAUAUGAACUACAGACUGUCCGAUAUAUCCCCACCUGCUUUUAGGACAAAUACCUGUCACACAUAGCUGGACGCUGUGUUCAAGGAAAUGUUUAAUCUCUGUUAUGCUUCACUGCUUAGCUUGACCAAUUCAUAGAAAACCAAUUACUAAAGCAAAUCUCAUUUCAAAUUCAAGUUUUUGAGAAAGACGUUGCUAGACAGGUAUUCAUGUAAGAAUUAUGUCAUAUUUAAUAACAGCACUUGUGACAAAACACCAUCUCACCCUGUCACAAAGCUUGGCUUUAUCCUGUCACAAAGCUUGGCUCUAUCCUGUCACAAAGCUUGGCUUUAUCCUGUGACGUUUAAGUAAGACAUUAUCUGUGUUUUAAUGUCGAUUUUAGGGGUUCUUCUCACAUUUUCCCCCUCUUUUUUCUAAAGGUUUUCAACGAGACAGGUGACUAAUUAUGAUAGUUGGUGCCAUGAACCCCCUUGAACCCUAAUUCAACACACACAUAUGUAUAUAUAUACACACGUAUAUAUAUAUCGUUUCUGUAUGUAUAUAUACAUACAUAUAUAUAUUAUUAAUUUAUUUUUAUUUUGGUCAAAUGUAGCAUUAAAUGUGACAUUUUGAGCUAACAAAAGCACCUAAAGACCCCACAUGUACCAGUUCCAUGUCCAGCUGCUGCCGCAUGGAACUGAGAUAUCCAGUCAAUUUUAAGUUGAAAUAUCAAAUAUAUUGUAAAAGAAACAGAAAGUUUGAUAAUAUAAUAAUUAUUUUUACUAAAUGUUUCAGGUAAUUAUUUAUAAUAUAUUGACAUACCUAAGCUUUGCUUAAACUAUGAGAUUUUAUAAGGAUAAUUAAAGAGAAUGGAUACUUACGACUCAGAAAACACAAGAUGUAUCAUCAUAUGUAUAAAAUGUAUUUAUACUGUAAUUGUGAAUUUGUGUAAUACACACACAUAUAAUAUAUAUAUGUAUAUUAAUAUAUAAACUGUCAUUUUUGUAUGUGUUUGAGAUACAAUUAGAUAUAAAAGUUAAUAUAUAGUACUUCUCAGUAUAAUUGCAGUAUUGAUGUAAAUAAUUGUGAAUGAAAACACAUUGAACUACAGUAAUUGAUUCAUAUAAAUUGUG